AUGGUUCUGAUAUACCCAUACUCUUUAUCUUGCUUACAGUGCGAGAGUAGUGAGGACUGGGGACCUUUGUCCCAGUACUUUGAUUUCACUCCUUGCUUCUUGUAUGGUGCUUUAUUCAAUGCAUUGAGCAUUUUCGGCUUAGUGGCUGGUUCCUAUGUAUUGUACCAGUUAAUCUUCAGAAACUCUACUACACUUAGUAAUAAUACCUAUAAGCCAGACGCGUUUGUGAUCUCAAGAUUUGCUUUGAUUGUUUUCCAAUUCCUUUUGAAGUUCUUCUUGGUGGCAAUUGAUAAUGGUGAAUACUACUUAUCAUCCGAGCUUAUCAAGUUUGAGUCCUUCUUUGAAUUGAUUGUAUUAUUUGUCAUCAUUUUACCUUUGACUUAUUUAGAUUUCAAGAAGCUACAAACCAGUUCUGCAGUGUUGUUGAUCUACUGGCUCGCUGGUUCUUUGCUCCAUUUUUUCAAAGUUUUCAACUUGAGUGUCAGAUACUUCUAUCAAUCCCAUUCCUUGCAAUUAGUUGAUGACUUGUUUAUUACCAAGAUUAACGUGACUCUCACCGUAUUAACAUUCAUUAACUCCGUUUUUAUCUUGAUCACUCAAUCAGUUCCAAAGAAGAUGACCCCGUCCACCACCUUGGGUAGUUUCUUGAUAUUUCAAAAGGAAAAGGAGAAUCCAUUGGACUCGGCCAACGUUCUUUCUAUACUUUACUUUGGAUGGAUGACAAAGUUGAUGAAAUUGGGCUACAGCAAAUAUUUGACAUUGAACGAUUUGCCAAACUUGCCAAAAGGGUUUGAAAAUGGUUUGGUCACUACAAGUUUGGCUGAACAUUAUGAAAAAGAAAUCGCCAAUUUCAAGGCAAAGAAGUCUAAGCAUGUGUCUUUAUUCAAAUGUAUCUUGAAAAGUUUUGGCUAUAAUGUAUUCAUCGCUGCUUGCUUCAAGUGCGUCUCUGAUGUGUUAAAUUUCACUCAACCCCAACUAUUGAAAGCUUUGAUCAAAUUUGUUAAUGAUUUUAAUAGUGAACCAGACGACAUUAGACCUCCUUUGAUCAAGGGUUUUGCUAUUGCCUUUGGUAUGCUUUUCGUGUCGAUUAUUCAAGGUUGUUGCAUCAAUCAAUAUUUUUUCAACACUUAUAGUUCCGGAAUCAAAAUCAAAUCCUCAUUAAUUGGUUUCAUUUAUGACAAGUCAUUAGUGUUGUCACCAGAAUCCAGAAAUAAGAAAUCGACCGGUGACAUUGUCAACUUGAUGUCUAUUGAUACCCAGAGAAUCCAAGAUAUUACUGAGUUUGGUCAGGUCAUUUGGUCUGCGCCAUUUCAAAUCAUUUUAUGUUUAAUUUCAUUGUACCGUAUCUUGAAGAAUUCAAUGUGGUUUGGGUUUGCAAUUAUGGCAAUUAUGGUUGUUGUUAACACUUCGUUGGUGAGAUUCCAAAAGAAAUUACAAAAGAAGCAAAUGAAAUUCAAAGAUACCAGAAUUAAGGUCAUUUCAGAAAUUUUGAGUAAUAUCAAAUCGCUUAAAUUAUAUAAUUGGGAAAACCCUUACAGAGCUAAAUUAGACCAUUGGAGAAAUGAUAAGGAACUCAAAAACAUGGCACAAAUUUCUGUCUUCAAGGCAAUCAAUAUGUCUAUGUGGAAUAUGAUCCCAUUCUUUGUUAGUUGUUCUACCUUUAUUGGCUUUAUCAAGAUUUACGACCAGCCUUUGACAACCGAUAUUGUCUUCCCAGCCUUGGCCUUGUUUAACUUGUUAGGUUUCCCAUUAAAUGUUAUUCCUAAUGUCAUCACCGCUAUCAUAGAUUGUGGUGUCUCCUUAGAUCGUCUUAAUGAAUUCUUGCAGUUAGAUGAAUUGGACCCAAAUGCUGUUAUCCGUAUGGGAAAAGUUAAGAAAAUGGGUGAAGAAGUGGUGAAAUUUGACAACUGCUCGUACUCUUGGAACAAAUUCAACCAACGUUACUCUGACGCUGACACCGAUGCUAACAAUAGCAACAACUACUUGGCCCUCAAAAAUAUCAACUUUGUUGCGAAAAAAGGUGAACUUUCUUGUGUCAUUGGUAAAGUCGGUUCUGGUAAAUCUUCAUUCAUUAAAUCGAUGCUCGGGGAUUUGUACAAAUAUCAAGGUCAAUUGAGUAUUCAUGGGAAAGUUGCCUAUGUGUCUCAAGUGGCUUGGAUUAUGAAUGGUACUAUCAAAGAAAAUAUUUUAUUUGGCCACAAGUAUGAUCCUAUACUUUAUGAAAAGGUGCUUUUCGCUUGUGAUUUGAAUGUUGAUUUGAAGAAUUUUGUUGAUGGUGAUCUUACCCAAGUCGGUGAAAAAGGUAUCUCCCUAUCCGGUGGUCAAAAGGCAAGACUCUCUUUGGCCAGAGCUAUUUAUGCGGGUGCUGAUUUGUAUCUUUUAGAUGACCCAUUGGCUGCCGUUGAUGAACAUGUUGGAAAACACUUGAUCGAUCAUGUGUUUGGUGAAAAAGGGAUGUUGCAUCAUAAAUGUAAAGUGUUGGUUACCAACUCUGUUCAUUUCUUACAUAUUGCCCACAACAUUUCCAUGUUAGAAGAUGGGGAAAUUAUUGAACAGACCUCUACAAAAGCCUUGAAUGAAAUGACCGAUGAACAACGUUCUACUUCUAAAAUUUCCCAAUUGAUUGAACAAUUUGGUAAAAAAAAAGUUGACGGUUCCUCAGAGACUGAAGAUGAAGAAUCGUCUGUUAACGAAGAUGCAAAUAAAGAAGAGGAGUCCUCAGAUAACGGAGAUCAAGAUGAUGUCAAGACUUUCAAGGGUCACGAAUUGGUUGAAGAUAAUGCCUCGAUUGAGAAUGACCUAUUAGAAAACAACGAUGCUGCCAGUUUGAGAAGAGCCAGUACAGCAACUAUGAAUGAUGCUGUGGUUACUUAUGAUGAUGAAAGGAACAAGACCUCAGAGGCCAGAAAGGAACAUAUGGAACGUGGUAAUGUCAAAUGGGAUGUUUAUUUGACUUAUGCUAACGCGUGCAAUCCAAGAUUUGUGGUGUUGUUUUUGUUUUUGGCGGUUAGUAAUAUGGGUUUGAAUGUCGCUGCCAACUAUUGGCUUAAAUAUUGGUCAGAACUUAACUCUAAAGAAGGUUAUAAUCCUCACGUGGUGAGAUACCUUCUGAUUUAUGCUUUAUUAGGGAUUUCUGGAAGUAUUACUUUGAUGAUUCAGUGUAUUAUUUUAUGGAAUGUUUGUGUUAUCAAGGGUUCUAAAAACUUACACAACCGCUUGGCUAAUGCUGUCAUUAGAGCUCCAAUGUCAUUCUUCGAAACCACUCCAAUCGGGAGAAUCUUGAACCGUUUCUCCAACGAUAUCAACAAGAUUGAUGAUGUUUUGGGUAGAGUUUUCCAAUCGUUCUUCCAACAAUCUAUCAAGGUUUUGUUCACCAUUUUGGUUAUUUGCUUUUCUACUUGGCAAUUUGUGUUGGUGAUUGUCCCAUUGAGUGUUUUAUAUAUCUAUUACCAACAAUACUAUAUGAGAACCUCUAGAGAAUUGAAGCGUUUGGAAUCUAUCACUAGAAGUCCAAUUUACGCCCAUUUCCAAGAAACAUUGAACGGUAUCACUACAAUCAGAGGGUUCGGACAAGAGAAUAGGUUUGUCAAACUUAAUGAAGUUAAAGUUGAUAAUAACUUGGAAGCUUACCAUUCAACAGUUAAUUGUAACCGUUGGUUGGCAACCAGAUUGGAUUUCUUGGCUUCGCUAGUUAUUUUCAGUUCUGCUGCCUUGCCAAUGUUUGGCUUAGCUUCUGGUAAAGUUAGUGCUGGUUUGAUUGGUUUGAGUGUGAGUUAUGCUUUACAAAUUACUGGGUCUUUGAAUUGGACUGUUAGAAUGACUGUUGAAGUGGAAACAAAUAUUGUUUCUGUCGAAAGAAUUGAAGAAUAUUCUAAGUUAGAACCAGAAGCUCCAGAAGUAAUUGAAUCCAAUAGACCUGCCGAUGCUUGGCCUACAGAAGGUGCCAUUGAGUUCAAGGGCUAUUCUACUAGAUAUAGAAAAGAAUUGGACUUGGUGUUGAAGAACAUCAGCUUGAAAAUCAACCCAAGAGAAAAAAUUGGUAUUGUUGGAAGAACUGGUGCAGGGAAAUCUUCACUAACUAUGGCUUUGUAUCGUAUUAUUGAGCCAGCUGAAGGUGAAGUGGUAAUUGAUGGGAUGUCCACAUCGGCCAUUGGACUUGCGGAUUUGCGUAGGAAAUUGUCUAUUAUCCCACAAGAUGCACAAGUCUUUGAAGGUACUAUCCGUGACAAUUUAGAUCCAACUAGCUCGUUUGAUGACAAAAAGAUCUUGAAGUCCAUUGAAUUAUCCCAUAUGAAACCCCAUCUCCUAAAAAUGAUUGAUGAACAGAACGCUGCUUCUCCAGAUACCAAGAUCAAUGAUUUGUUGAGUGUGAGAGUCACAGAGAACGGGGGUAACUUAUCUGUUGGUCAAAAGCAAUUGAUGUGUUUAGCCAGAGCGUUAUUAAUUCCAUCUAAAAUUUUAGUGUUGGACGAGGCUACUGCUGCAGUUGACGUGGAAACCGAUAAGAUUGUCCAAGAGACUAUCAGAAAAGAGUUUAGCGAAAGAACCAUUUUGACUAUUGCUCAUAGAAUCAACACUAUAAUGGAUAGUGACCGGAUCUUGGUGCUUGAAAAGGGUGAGGUUGCGGAGUUUGAUAAACCUGAAGUAUUAUUGCAGAAUCAUGAUCUGAUCUUCUACUCUCUUGCCAAACGUGGUGGUUUAGUAGAGUGA
Saccharomycopsis crataegensis is the source of this 4710-nucleotide messenger RNA. RefSeq names its product ATP-binding cassette glutathione S-conjugate transporter YCF1 (gene YCF1). Lineage: Eukaryota; Fungi; Ascomycota; Saccharomycetes; Ascoideales; Saccharomycopsidaceae. Gene Ontology annotation, biological process: transmembrane transport. The coding region runs from base 1 to 4710 and encodes 1569 amino acids. The record is from RefSeq and is a predicted model, not a curated record. The transcript has a single exon. Gene Ontology annotation, molecular function: ATP binding; ATP hydrolysis activity; ABC-type transporter activity. Gene Ontology annotation, cellular component: membrane.